This is a messenger RNA of Bactrocera dorsalis (oriental fruit fly), 3980 nucleotides long. RefSeq lists its product as uncharacterized. The coding region runs from base 8 to 2065 and encodes 685 amino acids. The transcript has 7 exons. The record is from RefSeq and is a predicted model, not a curated record. NCBI's taxonomy places the organism in Eukaryota, Metazoa, Arthropoda, Insecta, Diptera, Tephritidae.
UGCAACAAUGCAUGACAAAGCGGAAUCUAUUACAAUUCAUUUAUGUCGGGCCAACUACCUGCAAAAAUUUGUAUGGUUUCGGGAAAGCAUUGCAUAUUCUAGUUAUUUUAAUUGCUUACACAUGGAUUAUAAGGCGAAAAGAAACAAAAGGGCACAAAUAAACGCUGCUUCAGACAAGUCACCAAAAGCUGCCGGCCAAAAUAAUUACCAACACAACGGAUUCAAACAAGACAUGAAUAUCUCACCAAAGCAAAAUACUGUCAACCAUUCCGCCGGUACUACUUUUCAAACCGGCGAGUGUAUUGCUUGCCGUAAGACAUCAAUAUGUGUAUGUGAACGGUGUGGAGAUUUUUACUGCUCACCGGAUUGCCAAAAGAAAGAUUGGCAAAGCCAUAGAUAUAUAUGCUUCCCAAUGCCAAAGUUGGUUCAACCAACAUCAGUCUUGUCAACUGACGCUGUGUAUCCUGCUAAUGCGCCAUUAUUAACCGUUAACCAAAUUUCGCACGCCAAUCCAACCAAUAAUAUUCAACGUACUCAACAACAAGCACAAAAUUCUCGAAAUAAUUCUCAACAAAAUCAUAGCUUGAUGGGGCAUCCACCAAUCUCUGAUACCAAUGGACAACAUCAACAAACAAAUAUUAAGGUCCCACAGAAGGCUAAUAAUAAAGAUGCAAAACAAGCGAUCAAAACCACAACAGCUACUGUACCAACGGUAGACCUACCCAAGCCCAAUAGUCAUGUAACUUUGACCGGCUUUCGAACACCAAACCGUUGUUAUGUGCGCGCUGUCAAUCCGUCCGUUGACGAUGACUCCAUGUUGAAUGCACGAAAAAUUGAUGUUUAUGGAAAAGUUGCUAAACCUCUUGGUGCAAUGCCCAAGCUGCACAGUUAUGCCAUAGCACCUUAUAACGGUGUUAUGCAUCGUGUAGAAGUGUUAUUUGUUCGUAACCCCGCCAACAUUCGUGUGCUCUUUAUUGAUCGCGGUGUAAUUGCUAAUCGAAAUCUAAGGGAUUUGCGUGAAAUUUCCGAUGAAAUUAUAUCGCUUAAACAAUAUACAUGUUUGAUACAAUUGCGCAAUGUGUCCAAUUAUGUGUUGAGUGAGAAGAUGACAAAACAUUUUGCCCGUUACGAGGACCAAGACUUCAAAAUAAAAUAUGAUCGCGUCGAAAACGGUGUGGAGCUAUUGCAUUGGCAAAAUGAAAAAUCAUUAAAUGAUGAAGUUGAGCAAUUUUGCAAGGAAUCAGGUGCUGAGGUUUGGUCUGAUGCUAUACGCGGUAGACAGAAUGCUGCUAAUAAGAAUACUAAUGCUAAUGCCAAUAAUGCUAAACAACAAAAUUCAGUAGGCGACAGCCAAAAUGUGGACGAGCCACACGAUGACCAAUUCUAUGCGCUUGAACCAGGCUCGUCUGCGGGAAAUUCACAUGUAAGUGUGCAACAGAAGCAACCACAAGAACAUAAUAAUGGUAUAAAGGAAGAGAAGAAGAAGGAAAGUGUCGUUGAAGUAGAACAUCCGACGAUGAGAGCGCCUUUCGAAAUUAAUUACUUCAAAGUGGAUUGUGCCCCUUUCAAGGCUGUUGUGCUUGAUGUUUCCUGCUUAGAAAUCGGUUAUUUGGGCUGUAUCGCUCAGGAUGAUUUGGAAUGUCUACAGAUUGUGCAUAAGCAGUUAGAGUCCAUAACUGUACCUGAUAAACCUUAUAAGCCGCAAUUGGAAGAGUAUUGCAUUGCAAAAUUUGAAGGAAUGUGGUAUCGUGCUCAGGUAAUCGAUAUACCUAAUGAUUCCGAGUACACCGUGAUGUAUAUCGACUUUACGAACGAGGCAACUUUGACCAGCGCCGAUAUACGCCACUUUCCUGCAAGCGUAACAGGGGCGUGCAAAACAAGUCUAUGUUUAAUUGAUGGCUUGCCAACAGAUUUGAGUGCUGAGCUUAUAAGAUUUUUGAACGAAGAAAUUCAACUGCAAACUGUCAUUACCAUUGAUCGUGUGAAGAAUAUCGAUGAGCAAGUAGUAGUUGUCGAAUGUAAGAGUCUUUUGGACAAAAUACGAAAAAAUAAUUUGCUUACUUAAAUUCUAUAAAUGUUCAGUUAUCGCUGGGACGAUAUAUAAUCUAAGUAAAGAUUCUUACUAUAAAAUUGUUUAGCCUCCCACUAUUAUGAACACUCGCUUCGAGAAAUACAAUACAUAAUUUUACAUGGAAGUUAAUAUACUUCCCCUAUCUUACAGAAACAGGUACAAAAAUGUUUCGAAAUCAGUUGCAACACCGCAUAAUUGUUAUAAAUCCUUCUACUUUGAUUAUAGCGAGUAUAUUUUUAUACAUUAAACCCACUUUUUUAUAUUUUACAUUAUAUUAUUCUACAUGACACAUGCAACGCGCGUGGCCGCUCCAAUACGAGUUUAGGACUUUUCUAUCUCAAUCCUUAUAUAACACACAUCGGUAGAUCCGUGAAACUGGAGCCUUUGGUCACUUUUGAUCUGCAUCCUUUGAAUGUUUUGGUUUCGAAGAAAUUUUUUUCCUUAGCUACUUAAAUUUUGAGAUGUAGCAUUUUUAUCAUGCAUACAAAUUUUUAAAUGAAAACAUAUAUAUUAAGGGGUAGUACAGUUAUCCCUCUCCGGAAAGAAAAAGCACAGUACCAUCACGCUUUUUCUUUCAUAUUAUCGAUUUUUAUACCAUUUAUUCAAUGUAAUAUUUUUAAGAAUAUUGCAUGCAACUAAAGAUUACCGAACUUUUCGGAAAUAGAUUUCGGGUCUCCGCAAAUCGUUAUAUUACUCUAAAUCUGAAAUUCAUGUUCGUUCAAUGGAAUUUCAACUACUGAAAAUUUAGAUGUUAUUUCACUUAUGAAGUUCGCUAAAGAAAGCAAACAAAUGCAAUUUAAUGCCCCUAUUAUGUGUGGUAUAAUAUAUAAGGGCUAUUCUACUAGCCCUGGCAACUAUAACAGUAAUUCAUAUUAUGUAUGACAAUCUUGUCUACACAAUCCAAAAUGUAGUACACGAUUGCUAAAAGUCUUCCGUUUUCAAGGGCCCCAUUCCUUCUUGUCAGAGCAACGCAGAAGGGAGCACCACUGAUCUAACCCAUUACCUUCUUACUCCAACAACGCAGAAGGAUACAUUACUGACCUAACCUACUGUGGUUGCUUAGGGUUUAACACUUUGUGACGUCGUCCACUCAGCUAAUUUGCAAAAGAUGUACGUGCGUUGCUUUUCGGUGUUUUCGACCUUCUGUUAGCAUUCCCUGUUACGCUGUUACGUGUUGACUAUGUUGAUAGAAACUUCCAAAAAGUCGUCGUUCUGUGGUGUAGAGAUAUUUCUGAUUAGUGAUGAAAUCUCUCGUGCAUAUCUUAAUCCUAUGUACAUCUUUGGUAAACCGGUUGCAAUGGUAACAGCCGAAUUUAUGGUACAACAUUCAUGUGCGAAUUCAUACAUCGCUAGUAGAGCUAUGAAGAUGUCAAUACACCAAAUACAACGUCAUCUUAUUAUGUUGCAGUGUUAAACUUUAGGGUUUUGAACAAUUUUGUUUUUAUUUCCGCGACAUAAAAUAUUCUCCAAAUAGUUUUGGGGAGUCUUGUUGAGGUCCAGUAGUUUCGCUGCUGGACUUUCUGCUAGCAUAAGUCCUUGAAAAACUACUGAUUCUCAAUCCCAGCUCUUCUAGUGGCUGCCUUUCUCAUUUCGGUCUCCUUUUUUGGUUUAUCACUAACAGCAAUCAGACAAUGCUGUUCUUGCCUUUUUCUAGUUCAUCUGCAGAUUUCAAAGCACUUGUUGCUAACUUAUGUUAACUCAUAUCGCCAUGAAUUUAUUAGGUUAUGUUCUGGCGGAAGCAAAAAUUAUAUUGUAAGAAAUGAAAUCGUAAUAAUAUACAAAAACGUUACUAAUGUAACACAUAUUCAUGUAAAACAAACAGAUUGUGAACUAUUUGAUAUUUGAAUUCAAAAUUAAGAGAUAAAAUCAAAAAUAUUGUAAUAAAGAUGAAAUGUUUGGUUACAAAAUU